AUGUCGAAAUUCUGGCCAAAAGGAUCGCCGGGCAUCCUCCACCAUUAUACGGAAACCCUGGUGACCUUUGAAUAUACCGCGCCGCGAAGCCAACCACACAGCCUGCUGUUCAUCGGCGGCCUGGGCGACGGCCUGUCCACCACCUCCUACCUCGCCGAGCUCGCCAAGGGCCUGCAGUCGACCCAAUGGGCGCUCUUCACCCUCAUCACGACCUCCUCCUACCAGUCCUGGGGGCUGGGCCAUCUUGACCGCGACACCGACGAGAUCGCCCGGUGCAUCAACUACAUCCGCGCCUACAAACCCGCCGGCCGCAUCGUGCUCAUGGGCCACUCGACCGGCAGCCAGUGCGUGCUGCACUACCUGUCGCGACCGAACCCGCACACCACCCGCCACGCCUUCGACGCCGGUCUCGAGCACGUGACCCGCCCUGCCCUAGACGGCGCCAUCAUGCAGGCUCCGGUCUCGGACCGGGAGGCCGUCUCGCUGAUCCGCCGGAUGGGCUUCUGCGGCCGCUCGCCCGCGAGCAUCCAGGCCGCGUACGAGGAAGCCCUGGCCUCGUCGCUCGCCGCCGAGCGCUCCCCCAAGGCCGAGGAGGAGAAGAAAACGGAUACCCUGCUCAGCCUCGACGUGCUGAACCGCAUCGGAUACCCCGCCGGCACCCCGCUCAGCACGCGCCGCUUCCUGAGUCUCGUCAGCCCGGAGUCGCCCGCGGCCCCGCGCGAAGACGACCUCUUCAGCUCCGAUCUGCCGGACAGUCAGCUGGAAGCCACCUUUGGCAAGAUCCGUACCAAUGGUCUGCUGCGCGACGCCGCCAAGCUGCUUGUCCUGUACUCGGGCGCCGACCAGUCGGUGCCCGCGUGGGUGGACAAGGAGGCGUUGCUGGCGCGCUGGAGACGGGCGACGGACCAUGACGGCGCCGUGAGCAUUUGGGAUGCCGAGAACGGGGGGAUCAUUCCUAAUGCAUCACAUGCCCUGAGUAAUGAUGACCAGGCAGGGCCGUUGGCUGAUCUCGUUAGACGGGUGACUUCGUACUUGAGUUGUUCAGAAUAG
Penicilliopsis zonata CBS 506.65 is the source of this 1050-nucleotide messenger RNA. RefSeq lists its product as hypothetical. The transcript is spliced from 2 exons. The record is from RefSeq and is a predicted model, not a curated record. Bases 1 to 1050 code for a protein of 349 amino acids. NCBI's taxonomy places the organism in Eukaryota, Fungi, Ascomycota, Eurotiomycetes, Eurotiales, Aspergillaceae.